Oncorhynchus gorbuscha (pink salmon) is the source of this 1915-nucleotide messenger RNA. Its product is annotated as adiponectin receptor protein 2-like. The coding region runs from base 396 to 1589 and encodes 397 amino acids. The record is from RefSeq and is a predicted model, not a curated record. The transcript is spliced from 8 exons. Lineage: Eukaryota; Metazoa; Chordata; Actinopteri; Salmoniformes; Salmonidae. Gene Ontology annotation, cellular component: plasma membrane. Gene Ontology annotation, biological process: adiponectin-activated signaling pathway. Gene Ontology annotation, molecular function: signaling receptor activity.
ACAUCGGCGAGUAAAGUCAAGUCAGCCUUCAGAGGUUCACAAUCACGUAGAGAACCGUGGAACAAAUUGUCCGAGUCGUGGCUACUCUUAUUUUUUUUGGGGGGGAAACAACCUUCGGGACAAAAGGACAUCGUCUCCGUGCUUCUCGACAAGGCUCCUUACCAGGCUACCGACCCCCACCCUUUCUGGCCAACAAUCCGACCCCACCACCAGGCCUCAGUUACCCCUGUCCAGCUGGAGGAGGACCCUCCACCACCUCUACCAGUCCAGCCAGGCCGGUCAGUCCACAGCGGUCAGCGGGGAGUAUCAGGCCAGCAGCCAAGCUGGAGGGAGCCGGAGGAGGAGGGGAGCUGGAGCCGCAGCAGAGGCCCUCAGGGGCCGAGGCCCCGGGCUUCAUGUUGAGGUAUAGAGGCUGUGGUACCGCUGCUACAGAUGCUGAUGGCACCACUACGGAGCAGAUGGAUCCGAGAGAGCAGCAGCAGGAGGAGGAUGAUGUCGUCUCAGACGGACACACACACAACGGGGUAACUCUGAGGAGACCCAAUGCGCUGGAGUUGCAGAAAGCGACUGAUGGAGAGGAGGAGGAGAGAGAUGGAGGGAUGGACUCUACCUCUGCAGGGGAGGAGGACUUGAAGACUCCAGACGAGGGCUUCAUGGGCAUGACGCCUCUACUACAAGCCCACCACGCCAUGGAGAAGAUGGAGGAGUUUGUUCACAAGGUGUGGGAAGGCCGGUGGCGAGUCAUUCCUCAUGACGUGCUGCCUGAGUGGCUGAAGGAUAACGAGUAUCUCCGCCACGGGCACCGGCCGCCCAUGCCCUCCUUCAGGGCCUGCUUCAAGAGCAUCUUCAGGAUCCACACUGAGACUGGCAACAUCUGGACUCACCUGCUGGGCUGUCUGUUCUUCCUGUGCCUGGGCAUCAUGUAUAUGUUUCGUUCCAACAUGUACUUUGCUGCCCCGUUCCAGGAGAAGAUAGUGAUCGGUAUCUUCUUCAUCGGGGCCAUCCUGUGUCUGUCCUUCUCUUGGCUCUUCCACACCGUCUACUGCCACUCUGAGGGCGUCUCUCGUGUCUUCUCCAAACUGGACUACUCUGGCAUAGCCUUCCUGAUCAUGGGCUCCUUUGUUCCAUGGCUCUACUACUCGUUCUACUGCUCUCCCAACCCCAGGUUAAUCUACCUGGUAGUAGUCUGUAUACUAGGAGUCUCUGCCAUCAUCGUCUCACAGUGUGACUUCUUCGCUAAGCCACAGUACCGCGGUCUGUCUCCAGGAGUGUUUGUAGGUCUGGGUCUGAGCGGUGUGGUCCCCACCCUGCACUUUGUCAUCACUGAGGGCUUGCUGAGAGCCACUACUAUGGGUCAGAUGGGCUGGCUGCUCCUCAUGGCAACGCUCUACAUCUCUGGAGCCUGUAUCUGUGCAGCCCGCAUCCCAGAGAGGUUCUUCCCCGGGAAAUGUGACAUCUGGUUCCACUCUCAUCAGUUGUUCCACGUCCUGGUGGUGGCAGGAGCGUUCGUCCAUUUCCACGGCGUGUCCAACCUGCAGGCCUUCCGCUACGCUGCCGGGGCGGGCUGUGAGGAGGACAAUGCCCUGUGAAGAUCCUGCAUGUCGUCACGUCAACACACCACCAGGGGGAGACACGCAUAUAUACACACACACACACACACAUAACAGACACACACACACACACACACACAUAACAGACACGGGAGACUGAUGGAGGCUCAUACACACACUGACUCCCCAGUAGCCCCGUCUCUCUCUGUACAUACAGAAACCCCUUAGAGGACACGGGGAAAAAAGACAAGGUUUUCUUUUCAGUUGGAAAAAAAAUGACCUAAGUCUCGUUUGUUUUUCUUCUCCAUCUCCAUCUUGUUUUCAAUAACUGCAUCUAGGGUUUUGGACAUUUGAGACUGCCCCCC